Dentiscutata erythropus is the source of this 282-nucleotide messenger RNA. The record is from the annotation of a GenBank genome assembly. Lineage: Eukaryota; Fungi; Glomeromycota; Glomeromycetes; Diversisporales; Gigasporaceae.
AAAAUACAAUCUAAGGAACUUGAAUCACAAAUUCAAGAAUCAAAAAUAAGAUUCGAGUUCGAAACGGAAAAAGUGAAUCUUAAAUUGUUAUACAAAGAACUCAAAGUACAAAUUCAAGAAGCAAAAAAUAAGAUUAAAGACCUUAAAGCACAAACUCAAGAAUCAAAAAAUAAGAUUCAGAACCUCGAAGCAAACCAUUCAGAGCUCCAAAAAAUAAAUACGGAUCUCACAUUAAAGUACUGUGUUCUACAAGAAGAGCUUGCCAAGUUACAACAUGAAAAG